Molecule: messenger RNA, 897 nt
Organism: Cucumis melo (muskmelon)
Lineage: Eukaryota; Viridiplantae; Streptophyta; Magnoliopsida; Cucurbitales; Cucurbitaceae
Product: protein IQ-DOMAIN 19-like
Exons: 3
Coding region: 1-897 (298 amino acids)
Molecular function (GO): protein binding
Source: RefSeq, a predicted model, not a curated record
AUGAACCAUGUGGCCAUCGCAGAACAGAGGAAGCCACCAUCAACUGUUCAAAAUGCUGCUGCUACCACGAUCCAAUCCGCGUAUCGGUCUCAUUUGGCAAGGAAAGCAUUGCAUGCUUUAAGAGCAUUGGUUAAGAUACAAGCACUGGUGAGAGGCCAUCUUGUGAGAAAACAAACAGCUGCUACCCUAAAGAGCCUGCAAGCUUUGAUGGCAAUCCAAGUUCGAGCUCGGGCAAGUCGGAUCCAGCUGCUCGAGGAGGAUGAAGAGCUUCUUGAAAGGAGGCGUCAUAAGCAUCUCAUUAACACCAAUCUCGAACAAGAAUACAAAGAGAGACUAAACGUGAAUCUCAACGAAAAAUUGAAACCAUAUAAGAGCAAGAGUGGCCAUAUAAGUCGUUCUCAAAUUGAACAGAUAGAGAAUGAACAUGAUGCUUAUUGGAGACGAAAUGUUUCGGUUUCUAGGAGGCAACUUCAAUACAAAAAUCAAUCCUCCUCUAUGGAAUCAGACACUCCUGAGUACUAUAUUUUGGUGUCCAAACCAACAGCUGAAACAACCUUAUAUUCCAUGGAUCAACCAAGACAUUCAGAUUUUGUGCCAGAUGACUAUCUCUUAUAUCCAAAUUAUAUGGCCAAGACGGAAUCCUCAAAGGCAAAAGUCCGAUCGCAAAGUGAACCCAAACAAAGACCCUAUUCGAACGCACGAAUGAAGAGCAAGCAAAUAAGAACAGCUGAAAGAAUCGAUCUAAAUGAUCAAAUCCAAAACUCUUUACAAAGCCUGAAGCACAAUGGUUAUGAAAAUCACAACCCUUGGUUCAUGAAGCUUUAUCAGUUUAAAAAAACAUCCAAGAACCAAGAUGGCGAUUCUACAAGCAGCAAAUUUAGUUAUCCCAAUGACUGA